AUGUCUGCCGCCGUGCCAACCGUGGCGCCGCCAGCACAGCAAGUGCCCGAUGCAAGCGCGGCUCUUGUGGACCCCCGCCUAGUGCGCUCGCUGACGAUCAAGCGCCGCAUUGUGCAGUCUAUGGCAGACAUGCUGCGGGCGUAUUGUGCCGUUCUGCUUCUCGCCGCGCUUGUCCUUCUUGCGGGCCUCGCCGUACCUGCCUCGCCAUUUAGCAGGGGUAUAUACGUCGACGAGAAUGCACUGCAUCCAGGCCAGACCACUGCGGCAUGGGACUGGGAUCAGGUCAAGUACGCCGACACGGUAUCCGAACAACUCUUGGCGUAUGCCCAGCAAGAGAAUGACGGUGCACGGAUUGACUACAUGUGCGCUGAGCUAGCCUCUUUUGGGCUUGCACCGCACACGCAAAACUACACGUUCCACGUUCCGGGCCGCGCCAUCCAUGGUCGGAAUGUGUACGCUCGGAGCUAUACACCGCGCAUCGAUGGGCGCGAGGCCAUGGUCCUUGCCGCGCCCUGGCAUAGCCGUUGGAAAGCGCGCCCAGGCAAUGCGACGUUGCCCUACACUCCGCACGGCGCCCAACGCGCGCUCAACAUACGUGGCGUCGCUGCCGCGCUCGCGCUGGCCAAGCACUUGACGAGCAUUCCCUACUGGAGCAAGGAUCUGAUUGUGAUUCUCAGCGACGGGCACUUGGAUGGUAUGCAAGCAUGGGCAUCCUCCUACUUUGGCGCGCCGACCCCUGCGUUAUGCGCCGACGACGUGCAGGACGGCGGCGCGCAGAUAUGGAAUGCGCUCGCGCUCGACUUCCCCGGCGAGCACUACCGCCUAUGUUCUCUCCUGCACGAAGGCCGCGAUGGCCUUUUGCCCAACCUCGAUACGCUCAACACGGUCGUGGCGACGAUGGACAGUGCGUACAUGGGCGACGACGUGCGGCUCCACGGCGCGCCGGACAAGAGCAGCUGGUCGCUCGAUACGCUUGUCUCUUUUGGCAUUCCACGCGGGCCGUUGGCCAAACUCGAGCGUAGGCUGCUGGGGCGCGAUGGGCUCCAGACGUAUUUGACCCACUGGAAGGCACUGCUAGCGCAGUGGCGUCUCCAGCUGGCGGGCCAUCCCAGCGGCGUGCACGGCGUGCUGCUUCCUUUUCAUAUCGACGGCGUCACAUUGUUUGGCGAGCCUGCCGAUGGCCCGCUUGGGUUCUGGGAGAUGGGCCGCAUCAGCGAAGGCACCCUGCGCGCAUUCUCGAAUCUGAUCGAGCGCCUGCACCACUCGCAGUUCUUCUAUCUGCUCCAGUCUCCCUGGCGCUUUGUGCAGAUCGGCACGUACCUAUUUAUUCCCCUACUCGUCUCUGCAGCGCUCACACUCACGGGAUUGGCGCUGUGGAAUGCGCUGGGAACGCGCCGCGACGUGCACCGCGCCAUGCUUGUCGCGCGUCUAGCGCCAAACACACACAGCGUACGCCUCGAGCGGCCUACGUGGACAGAGACAAUGCAAAGCGCCAAGCACCUUGCUCCGCCAGUGCAGGCGGAAUUCAGCGCCGCAUUUCUCGCGCUUGCUCGCCCCGUGUGGCCUGCGAUGCUCUGCGUUGCGGUCUGUGCGCUUGGUGGCGUAGCCAGCAUGGUCAUUGCAGUACACGCACCGCUACAUUGUGCGGCAAACGGCGUGCGCCAUUGUCCAUCGGUGUGGGCGCUGAGUGCGGUGGCUAUGGCCGUGCCGCUGCUCGUCAGUGUUGGUGCGUACGCGAUGCGUGUGAGAAUGAUGCCGCUGGCGACGUGCCUGCACGCGUUUGGGCUCUUGCACACGGGAAUGGUGGCCAGUGUGCUUGCACCGCUCAACUUUGCACAGGCGUCGAGCAUGGCACUGGUCAUUGCCGUCGUUGCAUACAGCCUUGUGCCGCCGUGGGGAACGCGCUGCGAUCGUCCGGUGCGCACAGGCGCGUGUGCCUCGGUGCAUUAUGCGAUCCAUUUUGCUAUGAUGGCAGCGGCUGUGCCGAGCGUGCUGCUGCUUUUGGCCGAGCUUGGCGCGUCGCUGGGCGCUGCGCCGUACGCACUCGACCAGCUGCGGUCCGUCGUGGAAGGCGCGAUCGUGGACCACCAUGUCUUGCGCACGUCUACGUUUAUGUUUGUGUUUCUUGGGUACCUACCUGCGCUGCUAGAAUUGGCGACCGCCUGCUGUAUGUACUGGCUCACUGUGAUGGAGUAG
Molecule: messenger RNA, 2196 nt
Organism: Malassezia vespertilionis
Lineage: Eukaryota; Fungi; Basidiomycota; Malasseziomycetes; Malasseziales; Malasseziaceae
Product: dolichyl-P-Man:Man5GlcNAc2-PP-dolichol alpha-1,3-mannosyltransferase
Exons: 1
Coding region: 1-2196 (731 amino acids)
Biological process (GO): attachment of GPI anchor to protein
Cellular component (GO): membrane; GPI-anchor transamidase complex
Source: RefSeq, a predicted model, not a curated record